AUGGCUGCGCGACCACCGAGAGCGAGCCAACCCCCGCCGCCCGCCUCCAACCGACAGAACGAGUACUUUGUACCGCGAGAUGGCAUCGACCGCGAGGUGAUAACUGCCGAUGUCUGUCGCUACCUCGGAAAUGAUGCCCUUGUACGGCCUGGAGUUUACGAGAGUCCACAAACCGGCCAAGUAGUCCAAGGCUACUACAUUACAGCCUACAGAAACCUGACAACGGCUAUGAUAGAAGACUUGAAGGCAGACUCUGCCCGAUGGGAUCAAGAAAGGCGACAACAGACGUCGCGUGGCCCGGUCGGAGGUACCCAUGCUUCGAGAGAUUCACCUGGAGUGUUUAUCCAGAAAUCUAACUCCCCAGUAGUCCAGUACCGUAACUCGGACACUCAUCAGUCUCGCCAGUACUAUGGACCUACGGAAGCAGGUGGACAAUACCAGGACAAUUCCCGUGAUUCGUAUGACUCUAUUCCGAGAUACCCGGGAACUGGAUCUGCAGGCUACACGGGAGCUUCAGGUUACCAAGCUCCAUCCUACGGUGGAAACCAAGGUGGUGGGUAUGGCCAACCGGGAUACACAACUUCCCAACAACAACAACAGCAGCAGCAACAGCAGUUCUCUCCAGGUCCCAUGGAUGUAUCAUAUUCAGGAAGCGCUCCCAUUGCGCAAGCAGGCUUUAGCCAGCCAACUGCUGACCGGCCUUACCAACAGAUGGGUGCCAAUAUGGCUGCUAGAGGCAGCGACACCGUCAUGUACGGUAGUGACAACGCAUAUCCAUCAGGCCCAAGAGGAGUUCCCGUAACAACUAUUGCCCAACAGGGCCGGCCAACUUAUGUGACAGCAGGAGCACCUGGUAAUGUGCCGGGCUUCCCACCCACAGGUACCGCAGGCGGUUACUACCAGCAGGCUCCGGCCGCUUCAUCGCAAUUCGUGCCAUCCGAUUCAAGAGAUCCCUUCUACGGACGCGCUUCGCCCGCAGGCAACCCAUCCUAUGGAACAUCGCACGAUUCCCAGUAUGACACAAAUCCUGCUCCCCGCACAUCUGCUCCUCCUUCAAGUACUCAAAUGGCAACCAGUGGAUCUUCACGCCAUGUCAGCCGGGAUAGCGUGGAACGUAGCGACCGCCACAGAGAUUCCAGGCACCCUCACCGCAGGCAGUAA
Pestalotiopsis fici W106-1 is the source of this 1161-nucleotide messenger RNA. RefSeq lists its product as uncharacterized. The coding region runs from base 1 to 1161 and encodes 386 amino acids. The transcript is spliced from 4 exons. NCBI's taxonomy places the organism in Eukaryota, Fungi, Ascomycota, Sordariomycetes, Amphisphaeriales, Sporocadaceae. The record is from RefSeq and is a predicted model, not a curated record.